Messenger RNA from Arabidopsis arenosa, 892 nucleotides. The record is from the annotation of a GenBank genome assembly. Lineage: Eukaryota; Viridiplantae; Streptophyta; Magnoliopsida; Brassicales; Brassicaceae.
GCGACGAAGCAGCUGAAGAAGAAACCUCACCCUUGGAACGUUAUAGAGGAAGAAGAAGAAGAGAAAUCGAUUCUUGUUCAGGAAAAUUUAAUGGCGGUUUCUACUGUAUCUUCGUUUCUAUUACCCUCCUUCGUCAUUCCAAGCUCUUCGCCUUCUUCUACCAGACUCAAAGUCUCUCUGCUACCUUCAUCGUCUACCCAUGGCGGCCUUAGUUCCUGCGUCCUUACUAAACCCUCCGUCUCUCUUACCAAGGUCUUCGCGGUUCCCGAAACCCUAGAUCCAACUCCAGAAAUUCUCGAUGAACCCGCCUCUGAGGUUCCGAGCUCUUCCUCCAUCAGUGUAGAUGCUGAUAAGAUGGCGCCAAAGCAAAAGAUUAGGAUCAAGCUUAGAUCAUACUGGGUGCCUCUUAUUGAGGACUCAUGCAAGCAGAUUCUUGAUGCUGCUAGAAAUACUAAUGCAAAGACGAUGGGUCCUGUUCCAUUGCCAACCAAGAAGCGUAUCUACUGUGUUCUUAAGUCUCCUCACGUUCACAAGGAUGCUAGGUUCCAUUUUGAAAUCCGGACACACCAGCGUAUGAUUGAUAUUCUCUACCCGACUGCUCAAACUAUCGAUUCUUUGAUGCAACUUGAUCUUCCUGCUGGUGUCGAUGUGGAAGUGAAGCUCUGAGGAACGAGCGUAACUACAAUGAUGUGAUGGGCACUUUUGCAUUGAAUGAACAGACUGUUUCAGAUCAACUACAUUGCUUAGAACCGGUAAGCCUUGUAUCAUCUUUUUGAGAACCUCUGUAAUGAAAAUGUAAGUUGUAUUAUCUGGUCCUUAGCAAAGUUGGAAUCUUUAGCGAUGUUUGGUUCUUAGUUGAUGAACAUAUCCUUAAUUAAGCAAGUUCAAAGGA